AUGCAGUGCCAAUGGAGGAGACAUCGAUCACAAAUGAGAAGAGCCGCGACGGUGAUAGCUCUCUGCCAACCAUUUGGAUCUUCAGAUGCAAGGCGCGAUAUGGAAAUGAUUGCGAUUUGGUUCCACUCGGAACUCCAGGAUUCUGGACAAAUGGAAUUCACACGAUUCUCGGGCAUAUAUCCUCAAGCGGUAGUUGAUGUCCGGGUAAGGCAUCAUAUCAGCAAGGGGUAGGGAUUAAAGGCCAUGUGCCGCGGCACGGUCCCCGGCAAAGCAGUUGAUAACUGGGAGCAGCCCAGGUUCAGAGUUCAGACUGGUGGACUGGCAGACUGGCAGACUGGCUUGGGACGAAGUUGGGCUGCAGACAAAUUUCUGCCAGAUCCAAAGUCAACAUCGUUCGAUAAUGACCAUGAUCUUUAG
This is a messenger RNA of Hymenoscyphus albidus, 417 nucleotides long. NCBI's taxonomy places the organism in Eukaryota, Fungi, Ascomycota, Leotiomycetes, Helotiales, Helotiaceae. The record is from the annotation of a GenBank genome assembly.